Trematosphaeria pertusa is the source of this 1899-nucleotide messenger RNA. Its product is annotated as MFS general substrate transporter. Lineage: Eukaryota; Fungi; Ascomycota; Dothideomycetes; Pleosporales; Trematosphaeriaceae. Gene Ontology annotation, molecular function: transmembrane transporter activity. Bases 1 to 1899 code for a protein of 632 amino acids. The record is from RefSeq and is a predicted model, not a curated record. The transcript is spliced from 4 exons. Gene Ontology annotation, biological process: transmembrane transport.
AUGGAGAAGCAGGAUAGAGACAUCGAGUCCGGGAGGCAGGGGAUACCCCACUGGAAACUCAUUCUCGAGCAAGGCGUCGUUACGGACGAGAUCGCGAACUGGAAGUAUGAUGGCUCAGGCACCGAAGAUGAUCCGUAUGUGGUAGAGUGGAUAGAGAACGAUCCUCGGAAUCCAAUGCGGUGGUCGAAGACGAAGAAGUGGGCAGGCUGUUUCUCUAUGGCGUUUGCGACGCUCACAGUGUCGUUCUGUUCGUCAGCGUUUUCAGGAGGCAUCCAACAGGUCAUGUUGCUGUUUGACGUUAGCCAGGAAGUCGUUACGCUUGGUAUCUCCCUCUUCGUGCUCGGCUUCGCUCUCGGGCCGCUCCUGUGGGCUCCCUUCUCUGAACUAUACGGUCGUCAAGUCGUCUUCUUCGGGACCUUCCUCGCUUUCGUCGCGUUCAAUGCCGGUGCGGCCGGAUCGCAGAACAUCCAGACCUUGCUUAUACUUCGGUUCUUUGGUGGCGCCUUCGGAUCGAGUCCCCUCACGAAUGCAGGCGGUGUCGUGGCCGAUCUCUUCGCUGCGAAGGAGCGUGGUCUCGCCAUGGCCAUCUUUUCCGUCGCACCCUUCAUGGGGCCAGUGUUGGGCCCGAUUGUUGGUGGCUUUUUAGGAAUGACCGAGGGCUGGAGAUGGGUUGAGGGUCUAAUGGCGAUCUUUUCCGGCGUCGUAUUCUUCGCAGCAGUUCUGAUCGUCCCAGAGACUUACCCCCCAGUCUUACUGAGAAAGCGGGCAGAGACUUUGUCGAAGAUGACGGGUAAGGUCUAUAUGUCAAGAGCCGAUAUCGAUCAGGGGAAGGUCUCGCUUGGAGAGGCCUUUUCCACCGGCUUGAAGCGUCCUUGGGUCCUUCUCUUCCGCGAGCCAAUCGUCUUCCUCCUUUCCCUGUAUAUGGCGAUCAUAUACGGUACACUCUAUAUGCUGUUCGGAGCAUACCCUAUUGUCUACCGCUUCGGCCGUGGUUGGAACGAAGGAAUCAGCGGUCUGCCCUUCGUCGGCGUCGCCAUUGGAAUGGCGGGCGCUGUGACCUACACGAUCUUCUACGACAACAAGCGAUACCUCAAAUGUGUCAAGAAUGCCCCAGGCGGAUUUGCAGCUCCAGAAGACCGGUUGCCACCAGCUAUCGUUGGAGGCAUCGUGCUCCCGAUCGGUCUGUUCUGGUUCGCGUGGACGAACUAUCCGUCGCUGCCGUGGCCUGCAAGUGUUGCGGCUGGCAUUCCCUUUGGUUUCGGAAUGGUGCUCAUCUUCUUGAGCGUCAUGAAUUACCUCAUCGAUGCUUACACCAUCUUCGCGGCAAGCGUAUUGGCCGGUAAUGGAAUCAUCCGUUCGGUCUUUGGCGCGGCCUUCCCCUUGUUCACAACACAGAUGUACAACGGCCUAGGCAUCCAUUGGGCCUCCAGUAUUCCCGCUUUCCUCGCACUGGCCUGCCUUCCGUUCCCCUUCCUGUUCUACAAGUACGGCGCUGCCAUCCGCAAGAAGUGCAAGUACGCUGCCCAAGCCGACGCAUUCAUGCAAAAGAUACGCGGGCAGAUGGUCCAGCAAGCUCAAGACUCUACGGACAGCUCGCGGAGUGCGUCCCUACAAGCUGAGGAAGAUGAAGAGCAAGAAGCCGCAGACUACUCUUACAAAGCCGAGGAAGAGGCCCGCUUCGAAGAGAUGAAGACCGGGAAGGAGGCGGAAGACGAUGGAUUAGAGAAGGUCAGGACUGCAAGGAGUACGCGAUCGAGGAGGUCGGUGAGGACGGCGAGGACGGCGGAGGGGUAUUAUGACAACCCGUAUGAGAUUGACCGAAUUCAUACGCGGGAGAGCUUCCGGCCCACCCGGAGCAGGGCAAAUAGUAGGGCGAGUAGCAAGUCCAAAGGCUGGUAG